AUGACAAGCGUUUCUGUCGAAAAAUUGUUAGAUGCUCUUGUUGUGACUUCUGGCGUCACCGACGUUGGCAAAAACUGGAAUAAUCUAUCGGAAGACCUCAAAUUGCGGUGCAUCGGAGAUAUGGCCUUCAAGACAAAGUUGUUCUUUUUGUUUUACAUUCUCUAACUUUCUGCUCGAUUUAGAAUUCGUUUUGGAAGCACAAGUCGUACCGAACGAGCCCUAGUUGCUGAAACGCGUCAUUCUGUCAACAUUCUCACAAUUUCGAUUAAUCCAAAAGUGGGAAUCAUCACUGCGAGCGCGUCUGUUGACGGUAAACUAGUAUCUGCCCGCUCGCCAGCUCGUCAGAGAUGAAUUACGUAGUCUAUCCGGGCACUGAUAAAUUUUCAGCGACGUUCUCUCGUUUGUCGCCCAAAUUCUGAAGCACGGAACAAUUGGCCGUGUCAUUUUACUGCAUCAGAGUGAAAAAAGUCGCAUCUGGAGGCAUUCGAAAGGCUCAAGGAUUGUGCUCCGUUCCGAGUCUCUGAAAUUUCAUGUAACGGUGGUUACGAUUCUUUCGCCCGUUUCUUUAUUGAAAACAGCGAAGAUCGCAUCAAGAAAAUCGAGCUUAACGGCGCUCUCAACGACGGGAAAGCAUGCUAGAAGUUUCACAACAUUCCACAGUUCCGUGAAAAUUGCUAAAAACUACUUUGGCGUCGACUAUUCUCCGUUCGUGGGUAUCACGCAGGUAAGAAAACGGUCAACUUACUAUUAGCCUGUAAAGUCUUUAAUUAUAUCCAGGAUUGGAUUGCGAAUGGCGCGAAGAUCAGAUUGAGGAGGGAAUACACGUAUCCGCUGUGCACAGACACUUCCGCCGAUCAAUUUGCUGAAAUCUACUCGCAUUCUGUACAACUUUCAACUAAUUUUGAAGCGAAUUAAUGCUCUUUUUCAGAAUCCGGGAUGCGUUCGAUACUACCAGAAGCUUUAUUGUCGUUCCGAACAACCGGGAGACCCUCUUUGUCGUCGUGCUUGUCGAUAA
Caenorhabditis sp. 36 PRJEB53466 is the source of this 1015-nucleotide messenger RNA. The record is from the annotation of a GenBank genome assembly. Lineage: Eukaryota; Metazoa; Nematoda; Chromadorea; Rhabditida; Rhabditidae.